AUAAAGAAAAGAAAGGAAAAAAAAAUACAAAGUCAACAAGGGGUGGCCAAAGCUCUGGCAUCGAAUCCAAGACCAAACCCAAAACAAAAACCAAAAACGGUUUCACAAAACCCACAAAUUCCGACCUCAUCACUGCAUAUACUUGUACAAUAACUCAUAUCCAUUUCCAUAUGCGUAUGAAUCGCCGGUUUUUGGAUUUAAUCAGGAUCCAGCAGCAGAUUACAAUCCAUACCCCUCUUUUGGGUCUUCUUGUUCUGCGUUUCUGAAGAUUUAAGAGGCGUGGAUCGCUCGUGAAUUCUGUGGUAACCCAUCUGUUAAAAUCAUUUGGCAGGAAAAGUUGGUGUUUAAGGUGACCGGGGCUAAAUUUGAUGGAUAAUUUUUGUUGCUUCAGUUCUCAGCUUUCAGGGGGACGAUCAUCAUAUGGCUCUGGAAAAGGAAGAAGCCAUCAGGGGCAUACCAAGUAUGGAUUCACUCUGGUUAAAGGUAAAGCAAAUCAUCCGAUGGAGGACUAUCAUGUUGCUAAAUUUGUUCAAUACCAUGGACGCGAGCUUGGACUUUUUGCUAUUUAUGAUGGGCAUCUCGGGGAUAAGGUACCAGCGUAUCUGCAAAAGAAUUUGUUUCACAAUAUCCUAAAGGAGGAGGAGUUUUGGACUGAUCCAGGUAGGUCCAUUUCCAAAGCCUAUGAAAGAACAGAUCAAGCCAUUUUAUCACAUAGUCCCGACUUGGGUAGAGGUGGAUCUACUGCUGUUACUGCAAUCCUUAUGAAUGGUCGAAACCUUUGGGUAGCUAAUGUUGGAGAUUCAAGAGCAGUUCUUUCAAAGAGAGGGCAAGCAAUUCAGCUGAGUGUUGAUCAUGAGCCCAACACUGAGCGCAGCAGCAUCGAAACCAAGGGGGGAUUUGUCUCAAACAUGCCAGGAGAUGUUGCAAGAGUAAAUGGACAAUUGGCCGUUUCCCGUGCUUUUGGAGACAAGAACCUGAAAUCGCACCUGCGAUCUGAUCCUGAUAUAACGAGUGCUGAUGUGGAUGGGGAUACUGAUCUUCUCAUCAUUGCCAGUGAUGGUGUAUGGAAGGUCAUGGCUAACCAAGAGGCUGUUGACAUAGCAAAGAAGAUCAAGGACCCGCAGAAGGCAGCCAAGCAAAUAGUAGUCGAAGCAUUGAACAGAGAGAGUAAAGACGACAUCUCCUGCAUUGUCGUCCGUUUCACCGGGUGAAACGCAAGAGAACAAUCCCGGCAUGCAGGAUUUGUAUAUUAGGGGGUUUCUGUUGCAGGGGAUUUUUAUUGCUCGUUCAUGCAGAUCACCAUAAGAUGGAAUUUAUUCCCAAACAGGUUAUAGAUACUUCGUUAUAUGCCCUCCCUUCGUGUAAUAUGUUAAUUUUUUGUGCUCGGGUUGCGUGGUUUGCCGUUGUUUUUUACCUUUAGUAAAUCAGCCAUUGGAUAGCUGCGUGCUGUUGACAGGAUAUGGAUUCUUGUAAUAUCAAUAGUGUAUUCAUUUGUUUGAGAAUGGACGAACGACAUUUCAUAUAA
Messenger RNA from Rhododendron vialii, 1525 nucleotides. Its product is annotated as probable protein phosphatase 2C 9. The coding region runs from base 369 to 1211 and encodes 280 amino acids. Gene Ontology annotation, cellular component: nucleus; cytosol. The record is from RefSeq and is a predicted model, not a curated record. Gene Ontology annotation, molecular function: protein serine/threonine phosphatase activity. The transcript is spliced from 6 exons. Gene Ontology annotation, biological process: protein dephosphorylation. NCBI's taxonomy places the organism in Eukaryota, Viridiplantae, Streptophyta, Magnoliopsida, Ericales, Ericaceae.